Molecule: messenger RNA, 2410 nt
Organism: Populus trichocarpa (black cottonwood)
Lineage: Eukaryota; Viridiplantae; Streptophyta; Magnoliopsida; Malpighiales; Salicaceae
Product: cellulose synthase-like protein G2
Exons: 8
Coding region: 58-2298 (746 amino acids)
Biological process (GO): plant-type primary cell wall biogenesis; cellulose biosynthetic process
Cellular component (GO): trans-Golgi network; plasma membrane
Molecular function (GO): cellulose synthase (UDP-forming) activity; mannan synthase activity
Source: RefSeq, a predicted model, not a curated record
GUGCAUAUAAUUACGCUAACCAAAACAUUCAUCUGACCUGCAGCAGCUGAGAAACUAAUGGAGAUCUCUCCACCCCUCCAUUUAUGCCAUGUCUCAAAGACAUCAAUUUUCAUCAACAGAUUACAUGGACUCCUCCACUCUAUUGCUAUAGCUUUCUUGAUCUACUACAGAGCUUCCUUUCUCUUCCAAGAGCCCCAAACCAAAGCCACAGUUCCCAUGUUACUAUGGCUUCUAGUUUUUGUCGCUGAGCUGCUUCUCUCCUUUAUAUGGCUGAUUGGCCAAGCCUAUCACUGGCAUCCCGUUUCUCGCACAGUUUUCCCUGAAAGACUGCCUGAGGAUGAUAAACUCCCGGCCAUUGAUGUAUUUAUAUGUACUGUGGAUCCUGACAAGGAGCCAACCUUAGACGUAAUGAACACUGUUCUAUCGGCCAUGGCAUUGGAUUAUCCGGCAGAGAAGCUUAAUUUGUAUUUAUCGGAUGACGGUGGCGCAGCUGUUACUUUGCAUGGUAUGAAAGAAGCUUGGAGGUUUGCAAAAUCUUGGCUACCAUUUUGUAAGAAGUAUGGAAUCAAGACAAGAUGUCCCAAGGCUUACUUUUCAGCAACAUCCAAGGAUGAUGAUAGCUUUGGAAGCUCUAAUGAGUUCAUGGCAGACAGGCAAAUAAUUCAGGAAAAAUACGAGGAUUUUAAGGAACGUGUGAUGAGGUUUCGAGAAGAUUUCGUCUUGGAAGAGACGAAAAGUGAUAUUACAGGUCGAGAUCAUCCUGCUCUUAUUGAGGUGAUACAAGAUAAUUCAAAUGAGGAAGCUCCAAAAGAUGAAGCUAAUGAGAUGCCCCUUCUUGUUUACGUUUCUCGUGAGAAGAGGCCUUCUCAUCCUCACCAUUUCAAGGCUGGAGCCCUUAAUGUCCUUCUUAGGGUCUCUGGGGUGAUAAGCAAUUCUCCUCAUAUACUAGUGCUGGACUGUGACAUGUAUUGCAACGACCCAACUUCAGCUAGGCAAGCGAUGUGUUUCUUCUUUGAUCCUAAUAUCUCUUCCUCGCUGGCAUUUGUUCAGUUCCCUCAGAGGUUUCAUAACAUUAGCAAACAUGAUAUCUAUGACAGUCAGCUAAGAUCCACUUUCGGGAUACUAUGGCAAGGUUUAGAUGGGCUGAAGGGACCAGUCUUGUCUGGCACUGGCUUUUAUAUCAAGAGGAACUCACUCUAUGGCGAUUCUAUGCAAAAAGGUUGCAACCUUCUUGAACUUAGAGACACUUUCGGCUUAUCAAAUGAAUUCGUAAAUUCCAUUCGACAAAACUACAAGGCUAAUCCGAUGAGUUAUGGGAGCGUUUCCAGCAUGUUGCUUCAAGAGACUAGAAUUUUAGCCUCAUGUGACUAUCCAAGACACACAAAAUGGGGUGAAGAGGUAGGUUUUUUGUACCAUUCAGUCGCGGAAGAUUUCUUCACAGGUUUCAUUUUACACUGCAAAGGCUGGUUAUCAGUCUAUCUUAACCCAUCGAGGCCGCAAUUUUUGGGCACUUCUAUCACAAGUUUAAAUGACCUAUUGAUUCAAGGCACAAGAUGGAGCUCUGGGUUGGUUGAAGUUGGUCUUUCAAGGUUUUGCCCUCUUAUAUAUGGAACUUUGAGGAUGUCUUUCCUUGAGAGCUUGUGCUAUGCAGAAAUUUCACUUUUCCCUCUUUUCUACUGUUUGCCUUUAUGGUGUUUUGCUACCAUCCCUCAACUUUGUCUGCUAAAUGGAAUCCCGUUGUACCCCAAGGUUUCGAGUUCAUUCUUCAUUGUAUUUUCAUUCAUUUUCCUAUCAGCCGUCUCCAAACAUUUGUAUGAGGUCCUCAAAAGUGGAGGGUCAAUCAAUACAUUGGUAUACGAACAAAGAUUAUGGAUGAUGAAGUCAGUUUCGACUCACACUUAUGGGAGUUUGGAUGCUGUCAUGAAAAGGAUAGGAGUAAGGGAAGCCAGUUUCUUGCCUACCAAUAAGGCUGCUGAUGAAGAAAAGUUCAAGCUCUACCAAAUGGGUAAAUUUGAUUUCAAAACAUCAUCAAUGUUGCUUGUUCCUAUGGUUACGGUUAUAAUCUUGAACAUGGCAUCAUUUGUUCUGGGAGUGAUCAGAAUUAUCAUUGCUGGCAAUUGGGACAGUAUGGUUGUCCAAGUUUUCCUUUCAUCUUACAUCUUAGUGAUGAAUUCUGCAAUUAUUGAAGGAAUGACUAUAAGGAAGGACAAGGGAUGCAUUCCAUUAUCAGUUAUUGUGCUCUCUACUGUAUUUUCGAUAAUUUUCUUGUGUCUGGGAUCUUUCUUUUUAAUGUAUUAAGCAAUAUACUCGCACCAUAUUUUUCACAUUAUAACCACGUAAGAGCUGUAGGUCGAUAUGAAAUCUUUGUUCGCAUACAACUUAAUGAAAUAAAACUGCUUGUUCUAGUGAA